Messenger RNA from Laetiporus sulphureus 93-53, 865 nucleotides. RefSeq lists its product as uncharacterized. Bases 278 to 547 code for a protein of 89 amino acids. The record is from RefSeq and is a predicted model, not a curated record. Lineage: Eukaryota; Fungi; Basidiomycota; Agaricomycetes; Polyporales; Laetiporaceae. The transcript has 4 exons.
CGGGAUUGGAACGAUCAAUGGUGUCCGUAUCGUCUUCUAUGUGAUCUUGUUCCUGUUCUCUAUCGUACUGAUUGGCCUUACUGCGGCUCGUCUACAAUAUACAACCCAUCUACCGCUUGGCGACCCGCUGAACAACGGCGUUGAUUUCUACGAUCCCAUUGUGGCCGAGUUGCUGGCAUCAUCAUGUCUCUCUCUCCUGUGGUCGCUAUUUGCGCUACACAUAUUGUACCCAAGGUGGGGGUUCGAAUACGGCAUCCUGUCCAGUUUCCUAGGGGAGAUGAUCGGACUCUUCAUCCUUUUCCUCCUCUGGCUCGUCGGAGCGGCGAUCGCCUCUACAAUGUGGGGCGAGCUUGGCUGGUGCCAUGAGUACGAAGCGUGUCGGCUUCUCACGGCCCUCGUCGCAUUCGCGUGGCUGGGGUGGGCAAUGCUGCUCUUCUUGCUCUUCAUCACCGCAGUAUACGCCAUCGUGAACCGUGCGCUGUUCUGGCAGAUGCACGGCCGAUACGCGCCUCGCGCGAGCGGCUUCGGACCGGCCUUCAGAGCAUGAGAUGUGAGAUCAACACGAAAUACCUAUGUGCUUUUAUGAACCAUCAUCAAUCAUGUAUUGCGUUGAAGACGUCGUUUCUUCGCUAGGGAUGUGUUUGUGUAUGAUUUGUUCUACCUUGCGCUGAUUGAUAUUAGCGUACAUUUGUGGAGAUACCUACGUUAGAGCAUGCGUUUCUAGAUAAUGAUAUACCUUCCCAUCUCUUUGUCAAUGCACGACCUUCUAUCGCAGGGUGCUUGUGAGAACGCGAUGAGGUAUUCCGCGUCACCAUCAUGCACGAAUAAUUUCCACAAGUUCCAGAUUUGCGACUUCUGCCUCCAU